AUGGCGAAGCCAUCACCAUUUCUCGAGCCUGGCGCGCGGACAUCGGCCAAUUCCAUCGCCAUCGUCCAGCUCUCCCGCGACAACCUAGUUCCCUUGAUCCUCCAGGACUCCACCGGCGCCGUCGAUGGCUACGCUGAGGGCGCAGUUCUCAACACACGAUUCGGCUCCUUUCCUCAUUCGACUCUAAUUAAUGUCCCCUGGGGCUCUCAGAUCCGCGCUUCGAAUGUGGACACCGGCUCGCGCGGUCGCAAGCGCAAGAGAAAGGAAGACGAGACCGAUGGCGCAUCGACGCCUGCUGCCGAUGCGGCCGACGAGGACUCCGCCGCGCCCGUGAAGAAGGCCGUUGCCGCAGCAAGUGGCUUCGUUCACAUCCUUCAACCCACCGCCGAGCUCUGGACCGCGGGCCUGCCGCACCGCACGCAGGUCGUCUACACUCCCGACUACAGCUACAUCCUCCAGCGCAUACGUGCCCGUCCCGGCAGCCGAUUGAUCGAAGCUGGCGCGGGAAGCGGUUCCUUCUCGCACGCCUCAGCUCGCGCCGUCUACAGCGGCUACCCCGAAAACGAGACCCAGCGCAAGGGCAAGGUUUACAGCUUCGAGUUCAACAAGGACCGAUACGAGAAGAUGCAGGAGGAGAUUGUCGAGCACGGCUUGGAGGGUAUCGUGCAGCUUACACAUCGCGACGUCUACAAUGGUGGAUUCCUGGUCGACGGACAGAGUCCCGAGGCCGACGCCGUCUUCCUCGACUUACCCGCGCCCUGGGAGGCACUCCCUCACCUGUCGCGGAGGAAACCGGCGCCAACGAAGGAGGGCGACACAGAUACAGCCGAGUGGGUGUCGCCGUUGAACCCCAAGAAGUCCGUCUACAUCUGCACAUUCUCCCCAUGCAUCGAGCAGGUCACGAGGACGGUCACCACCAUGCGAACCCUCGGCUGGGUGGACAUCGACAUGAUUGAAAUCUCUAACAAGAAAUUCAACGUCAUCCGAGACCGCGCCGGCCUGGGUCAGCCCGAGAGAGGCAUUCCCCCACAAGCGCGCGACGUCACCGAGGCAGUGGGCAAGCUGCGUGAAAUCGAGAAGCGCACGAGAGAAUUCCACAACCCGGCGGACCCCAACUCCGCCGAAGACUCGCCAGCGAUGGACGUCGACCCUUCGGCGAACACCACGAACGGAAACGCCACACCCGAGGAGGCGAGCAACGUCAAGCCGUGGCUCCAAGGCCGCGUCAUUCACCGCGCGGAGCCCGAGCUGAAGACGCACACUUCAUACCUUGUCUUUGCCGUCUUGCCCCGUGAGUGGAGCGAAGAAGAUGAGGCUGCUGCGCUCGCGAAGUGGCCUUGUGGCUCUGAGAAGGGCGUCAUCGGAACGAAAGACAAGGAGACGCGCAAGCAGGAGAAACGCGAGUUGUUGCAGGGCAAGGGCAGGAGAAGAAAGAACAAGGCUUGA
Messenger RNA from Colletotrichum chrysophilum, 1446 nucleotides. RefSeq lists its product as uncharacterized. NCBI's taxonomy places the organism in Eukaryota, Fungi, Ascomycota, Sordariomycetes, Glomerellales, Glomerellaceae. Bases 1 to 1446 code for a protein of 481 amino acids. Gene Ontology annotation, biological process: tRNA methylation. The record is from RefSeq and is a predicted model, not a curated record. The transcript has a single exon. Gene Ontology annotation, cellular component: nucleus; tRNA (m1A) methyltransferase complex.